AUGGAUGGAAACAAGUCAAUUAUUGAGGAGAGGUACAAGUAUGACUUAAAGUACUGCGUGCCAAUUGAAGUCAAGCCUGGAAGUUAUUUCAAUCUUCAAAUCACUUACUUCUACUGCCCAUCGAAAAUCUGUACGAAUGUGGACGAACUGAUGCAUAAAAGCGUUACUAAGACAGUUCAAAUGGUGCAACACUUUGUUGUAAUCAUGGGAGAGACAGAUAAACCACUCUAUCGACCUGGAGAACAGGUGAGAUUCCGUCUCAUUGCGCUAACAAGUCGUCACAUCUUGCCAUACUCCGAGCUUACUAUGUGGCCUGAAUAUGAGGCUGUUAGCGAGUCUUCAGCGGAAAAUGUGCUAAAACGCAUUGAUCCAGGUGAGCGUGAGAGAAGGAUGGAAGCACCUCACUUUGAUCUGAUUGAGAUAAAGGAUCCACUUAAUAACAUUUUGUAUCAAUGGAAGGACGUUCGACCAUUAGACGCUCUCAACUUAGUGUAUAAACUCAUUAGGGAUGCAAAGGAGGGCGAAUGGAAAAUUGAAGCCUGUGUGAGACACCAAAAGGAGGUGGUGUUUUUUAAUGUACGGCAUUACGUCUUGCCACUGUUUCGAGUCCACGUUGAGCUGCCAGGUGUUAUUGAUUUGUCAAGGUCGGAUGUAAAGAUCGGUGUUUGUGCUGCCUACAUCAACGGUCCACUCAUCCGUGGCACAUAUGAUGCCCAAAUCUGUAUUUGUGAUGGGAGUGUUUUGAAACGACAACAAGUAGAAGCGAGGAUGUUUCCAAGGAAUAAAUGCGUUGCUAACUCUAGCCCAGUGGUACGCCUUUGUACGCGCGUCAAUGGUAUUCUUGACGAUGUCAGCUGUACAAACAUUACGGUGGACACAUUGCACUUGGUCAAAGACAAAUCAGCAAGUUGGAAUGAAAGGUUAGCCGUGUUUGUGGAAGUAGUAGAAGAAGGCACGGCUUCAUCUGUUUUCAGUUCUGGAAUUACCGAACUUCGAACGUUGGAGGAAUCGCAAAUUGAACUCAUUCUUCCCGAUGCUUACAAAAACGGUUUACCCACUGCUGGUCAGGUGAUUUACAAAAAUAUGUUGAAUAAAACAGAUGAUAAGGUGGAAGUGGUUGUGCGUGAGAUCCCUGAUAAAUGCGACUAUUACUGGAGAUUCAAAAAGGAUACAUUCACCACCAUUACCAAAGUCUCUGUCAAGCCAGGG
Molecule: messenger RNA, 1209 nt
Organism: Hydatigera taeniaeformis
Lineage: Eukaryota; Metazoa; Platyhelminthes; Cestoda; Cyclophyllidea; Taeniidae
Source: the annotation of a GenBank genome assembly